Molecule: messenger RNA, 4829 nt
Organism: Lepisosteus oculatus (spotted gar)
Lineage: Eukaryota; Metazoa; Chordata; Actinopteri; Semionotiformes; Lepisosteidae
Source: RefSeq, a predicted model, not a curated record
UUUUUUAAAAAGAAUAGCAACAGGGACCACUGUAGGAGAAGAAGUAGUAGAAGAAGACAAGUUAUAAAGAAAUAAACCUGAGAUGAGGAAUCUCCCGUUUCUUCUUCUUUUGAGCGCCCAGCUGGCGGCAUCCUGGGGCCACCCGGUGGACAUCUUCCCUGCUCCCUGCAGCGACAGGACCGUGGCGCACAGGGCUCAGCUGGCCCUCUCCUACAUCAACGAGGACCGGACAGAAGGCUACAAGUUCAGCCUGAACAGAGUCAAUAACGUCCAUCUGCACGAGCAGGGCCCCGCCGGAACGGUCUUCUACCUGGACCUGGAUGUGCUGGAGACCAAGUGCUAUGUGAAGAGCCCCAGAGCCUGGGAGGACUGCGAGAUCAGGCCGUUUGCAGAAACAAAAAGCUCUGGGAACUGCAAGACCGUUCUUCUCAGUACACCUCAAGGACCCACCUACCUGUACAGCUAUGACUGCAAUCUGAUUCCAGAUCAGCCGGAGAAAGUCCAGAGCAUUUGCCCCCACUGCCCCCUGCUGCUGCCGGUGGACAGUCCUGAGGCGCUCCAGGCUGCGCAGGUCUCCCUGGACCAGUACAACACAGCCAGAGCCGCUCCUGCCGCCUUCUCGGUGCUCAACGUCACCCGGGCGUCUUCUCAGACAAACCCCGAGCAUGUCAGCUUUGUUGAGUAUACGAUUCAAGACACGGGCUGCUCCAAGCAACACGGAGAUACUGACGGUCAUCCCUGCAUUCCCAAAGCCUCCGAUACAGCUGCCGGUUUCUGUGUCGCUGCUGUUUUCCCCCGAGGAAUCGGUGAGCCGACAGUGGAAGUCUCCUGCGAGAUCUACGUUACGGGGGCCGCGACUGUGGAUCAGGCACCAGGGACCGUUCCAGCUGGCUCGGACGCCAACAGGGAGCCGCAGGGCGCGCAAGUGACGCCUGCCCCGCCGCCCCGGGAGGGCCCGCGCAGGAGACCCAAGCCCACGCCGCCCGCCUACCCGUACCCCAAACUCCCUGCCGCCCCGGAGCCCAGGCGGUUCCGCCUCUCCUCCGAAUCGGAGUCCUCCGAGGAACGCGGGGUCAUGCCGCCUGGGAAGUUCAAGUGGCCCGGGGCCCCGCGGCGGCUGAAACGCCGGAACGCCGCGACGCCUGGGCCGGCCCCCCUGCCCGUGUUCCUGACCGCGUUCCCCGACUCCCCCUCCCCCGCCUGCCCCGGCGCCCCGAGACACGAGGUGCUGGCGCGCCCCGCCGUUCUCUUGCGCAAGACCUCCGGGGGUUCAGGGCCGCGGCGCUUGCGUCAGAGCGGGCAGGAGGGCGGGCAGGCGGGCGGGCGGGCGGGCAGGCGCGCCGCUGCCAUGGAAACCGCCGGCGCCCUGGCCUUCCUGUCCCUGCUGGCCGCGGCCUGGGCCGCGGGCCUACCGCCCGCCGCCACCCUGCAGGGCGCCCGCUUCCCGCCCUGCGACUCCGCGGAGGCCGAGGCGGCCGCCCUGGCGGCCGUCGACUUCAUCAACGCGCAGCAUCACCACGGAUACAAGCACACCCUGAACAGGAUUGAGGAAGUCAGGGUGCUGCCCAGGGGUCCAGGGACUAACCUACCUCCUCCUCCGCCCCAGCUGCCCGCUGGAGAGACCUACAUCAUGGAGCUGGACCUGCUGGAGACCAAGUGCCACGUCGUGAGCCCCACUCCAGCUCAGGGCUGUCCAGUGAGGCCACUCGUUGAAACGAAAGUCGAGGGAGACUGUGAUGUGAUCUUGUCCAAAGUUGAUGGGGCCUUCACUGUGACCGCUUACAAAUGUAAAAGCAAACCAGAUUCGGCGGAAGACGUGUCCCGACUGUGUGUCGGCUGCCCCUCCCUCCUGCCGCUGAACGACACGCUGGCGCUGCAGGCCGUCACCAACUCGCUGACCACGUUCAACGCUGGGCCCAACGAGACGGCUCACUUCGAGCUGAUGGAGGUCGGGAGACUGGCGUCGCAGGUGGUGGGGGGAGGAGCAAUGUACAUCACCGAGUUCGCCAUCGUGGAGACCAACUGCACCGACCUCGAGGCGGCCGACCCACAGGCGGUCUGCGUCCCCCUCAGCGAGAGCCUGGCCCGUCACGGUUUCUGCACCGGUAGCGUCCUUCCUGGAGUUCCCUCGGAGCCCGUCGUAACGGUGGACUGCGAUAUCUUUGGCGCUGCGGGCCCGGAGAUCCUGAUCGUGUCCAACGACAGCCAGGCCGUCCCCGCCGGCCCCCCCGCCGGCCCCCCCGUGGUCCACCACCACGAGCACGCCGGGCAAGGGCCGCACUCCCACGGCUUCAAGCACCACCAGCUGACCGCCGUCCACGGGGACGUGACCCCCGGCCUCUUCUCCUCCGAGUCGGCCGAGGCCGCGCCCGCGCCCGUGCCUGCGCAGGUGGUCAAGAGAGAGGGCUCGGAGACUGAGAAAGGACACCACCUGCUGGGUGGGGAAGGCAGCCACAGUCUUGACCAUGGGCUGGGGCACCAGCACCAACACCAGCACCUCCAUCUCCACGGCGACGCGGCAGCAGCAGCCAGCCCCGCCCCUUCCAAGGGGCUGCUGGGUACUGUCCAGUACCUCCCAGCCUUGGACCGGCCGAUGGCCUUCCCUCCUUCUCCUGACGGGACUAUCGCUUCCGACAAACUCCCAGGCGUCUCCGAGAGUGGGCAGCAGCAGCAGCCACCCCGGGAGAGAUUGCCGGUCCCCAGCCCCUUCCCUGGGGUCCGUGCCACGGAGUGUCCUGGAGAGCCCAGGCACGGAGACGCUCUGUUACAGGAGCUCUUUCAAGAGGAUCCUCUCUUCUACCACCCUGUCGAUAUCGCAGGUGGAGGUGUCGGCUUGCUGGCAAAGACCAAGAGCCGGAGAGAGAUGAAGCCCCCUGUGCUGCUGCUGCUGCUGAGCGCCCUGCUGCUGUGUGAGGGGGCGCGCGGGGAGGCCCAGGCCCCUCUGCAGCCGGGCUCCUGCGAAGACCCAGCGGUCGCCGAGCUGGCCCUCAGCCGCGUCAACGCCGACCGGGGAGAGGGACACGUCCUCAGCCUGCACCGCCUCCACAGCGCCCGCCUGGAGCGCGGCCCGGACAGAGCGGUGUUCCACCUGACCUUGGACGUGCUGGAGACCACGUGCCACGCGCUCAGCGGGAGGGACUGGAGGGGCUGCGGCGUCCGCCGGAGACAAGACACGCCCGUCUAUGGCCAGUGUAAGGCCACAGCCUACACCAGCGGAGUCCAGAGAGUCGUGCGGGUCUCCAGCUAUAACUGUACCCUCAGGCCAGCCCCUCGCUCCAAAAUCUUUCUGUCAUGCCCUGACUGCCCCCGCCCACUGUCCGUGUCCGACGAUAACAUCCUGAGGGCCGUGAACGAGACCCUGCAGAAAUACAACCGAGAAAGCGGGAUGCCCAAUUACUUCUCUCUCCUGGCUGUGACCAGGGCUUCCUCACGGGGAGGAUUGGGCCUGUUCUAUUUGGUGGAAUUCACCAUCCAGGAGACUGUGUGCAGCAACAGCUCAGACGUUGCAGAUGUUUCCAGAUGUGCGCUGAUGGACUCCAAGUCUGCUCACAAGGGCCACUGCAGAGGAUCACACUCACAGUUACUGGGUCAAGACAAUGUCUCCGUCUCCUGCGAAAUCUUUGAACCAGCGGUAGGAAAUGAAAUGCUCGUCUUUGCAUUUAAUUUAGUUGAAAACAAAUACUGGAAUAAUAUCUUAACAGCUCUCCGUUUCUUCCCACAGUCCUACGGGAAAUGUGAGGCCUCAAUAUACAUAAACAAAGUUCGCCGGAUCGUCGAUCUGCGCUCCUACAACUGCACUCUCCGGCCAGUGUCCGCCUCCAGGGUAGUCAGCGUUUGUCCCGACUGCGCAACAUUAGUGCGGCUCGACACUCCUGCUGUGUUACUGGCUGUAGAGAAUUCCCUGGCAAAGUACAACAACGGCAGCGGACAAACAAAGUACUUCGCCCUCCGCAACGUCACAAGAGCGCGCUCGACGUGGUUCCAGGGGUUCCACUACAGUGUGGAGUACAUCAUCCAGGAGACAGAGUGCACCAAGGACACCGCUGACGUAGAUCUUUCCAAAUGCAAACUGAUGGACUGUGAGUUUGCUCACACGGGUUUUUGCAAGGGGAGCUACUACGAACCCUCUCCCCAACUGCUCACCGGUGACGAUCACAUCACUGCCACCUGUGAAAUCUUUGAACCAGAGGCCUCGCGGAAGGAGGAGCAGCGGCACAAGGAAGCAGCGCCGCAGGGACACGGGGUGCACGGCCACGCCCCCGGGGAGGAGCACGAGAGCCACGAGCAGCACCUGCACGAGCACCAGCACCUGCACGCCCACGAGCACCACCAUCACAACGCCAGCGACACGGGCACCCAGCCGCACCCGGGGCCGCUGGGCACCGUGCAGGAGCUGCCCCCGGACGAGAGCCAGCCCAGAGACUUCCACCUGCCCGCGGACCACCACACCGCCGCCAACCAGUGUCCGGGAAAAAAGAAGCACGUGUUUGUGUGAAACGUCCCUGCACGGCGACGUUUCUGGGCGAGCAUGAAGUGACUUUGCCCCUAUUGAGGUGCACAAGAUUGUGUCAGAAAUCAGGCGCAAGGUAGUACGAAACUACGCGAGGAAAUCAUUUUAAUAGCGCAAAACUAUUUCCAGUAUUAUCUCCCAAGGGAUCGAGUGAAAGGGUAGACCUGAAAGACCAAUGUACUUCUUUGAAAAGCUGCUACCUUGUUUUUUAAACAAUGUGAUUAAUUUCCUUGUUUUGAAACAGAUGAGAAACCUCUGAACAGACUGGUCUCCAUCUGGCUCUCCAGACCUUGGUUUAAUAAAGCAUUUCGCACUGGUA